GGACCGUGAGCACUCACUUCAAGCCAGGGAACGUGGAAGGCUCCAGGGGAGGGAGAGCGAACAAAAAUAAAAGAGAAGAGAGAAAUAAAAAGGGGGGGGGCAGAGCACUGUUGCAAGAACCAGAGAAGGAGAUCUAGCAAAAGAGUGCAGCCCUUGGGGAAGAAAGAGAGAGAGAGGAGGAUAGACAAGAAGAAGCAAGGAAAGGAGAGAGCAGGCAGGCUCCUCACCGGCUUGCCUUUUUUUUUUUUCAAGAAGGAGCAGCUAGCUGCAGCCUCACACGCGAGCGCCACGCGAGGCUCCCGAAGCCAACCCGCAAAGGGAGGAGGGGAGGGAGAAGGAGGAGGAGGAGCGGUGGGAGGCGGAGGAAAGACAUUGCCACCUUCCAUUCCCCCACCCUCAGGAGUCUCCCUCUUUUUUUUCUUUUCUUUUCUUUCUUUUCUUUUCUUUUUCUAAACUUAGCUCCGGACACCUUCUUUUCUGUCCGUCCCCUUCCUCUCUUCCUUUGCCCCCAUCGUCUUCGCUUUCCUCUCUGCCCCCUCUUCCCUGUGCAUCCCCUCCUCUCCAUCCCUCCCUCUCUCGGCUUCCACGUCUCCUGGCGGCCCAUGGAGAGCCCCUCCAAGAUGGAAAGCACCGGGGUCAGCCAGCAGCCUCCGCCACCGCCGCCUCCACCGCAGCCCCAGCCGCAGCCACCCCAACCCCAGCCUCCCCAGCCGUUCUUGCAGCCCGCCGCCUGCUUUUUCGCUGCUGCUGCUGCGGCGGCGGCGGCGGCGGCGGCUGCACAGAGCGCGCAGCAGCAGCCGCAGCAGCCCCAGCAGCUGAGUCCGGCCGACGGCCAAGCCUCGGGGGGCGGUCACAAGUCAGCGCCAAAGCAAGUGAAGCGGCCGCGUUCCUCUUCUCCGGAGCUGAUGCGCUGCAAGCGGCGCCUCAACUUCAGCGGCUUCGGCUACAGCCUGCCUCAACAGCAGCCCGCCGCGGUGGCCCGGCGCAACGAGCGCGAGCGCAACCGUGUCAAGCUGGUCAACCUGGGCUUCGCUACACUGCGGGAACACGUCCCCAACGGCGCGGCCAACAAGAAGAUGAGCAAGGUAGAAACUCUGCGCUCGGCUGUCGAGUACAUCCGCGCCCUGCAGCAGCUGCUGGACGAGCACGACGCCGUGAGCGCUGCCUUCCAGGCUGGGGUCCUAUCGCCCACCAUCUCCCCCAACUACUCCAACGACUUGAACUCAAUGGCCGGCUCCCCGGUCUCUUCGUACUCGUCCGACGAGGGCUCCUACGACCCGCUCAGUCCAGAGGAACAGGAGCUUCUGGACUUUACAAACUGGUUCUGAACAUCUUCUCCAGCCCAGGCUCUAGGGAAAGCAAACUUUUGGAGGAGGGCGACCGGAGAGAACCUGCCGCUUUAGCAUUUUAUUUUCUCCGCCAGCGACACUGGGAGGAAGAAGACGAAAUCAACAACACCCCCCAAAAAACAACAGCAACAACAGCACUCAAACAAACAAAAAACAACGGC
Messenger RNA from Monodelphis domestica (gray short-tailed opossum), 1510 nucleotides. It is a transcript of the gene ASCL1, whose product is annotated as achaete-scute family bHLH transcription factor 1. Gene Ontology annotation, biological process: sensory organ development; neuron differentiation; regulation of neurogenesis. Gene Ontology annotation, molecular function: protein dimerization activity; DNA-binding transcription factor activity, RNA polymerase II-specific; RNA polymerase II transcription regulatory region sequence-specific DNA binding. Gene Ontology annotation, cellular component: RNA polymerase II transcription regulator complex. The record is from RefSeq and is a predicted model, not a curated record. Lineage: Eukaryota; Metazoa; Chordata; Mammalia; Didelphimorphia; Didelphidae.